Knipowitschia caucasica is the source of this 882-nucleotide messenger RNA. Lineage: Eukaryota; Metazoa; Chordata; Actinopteri; Gobiiformes; Gobiidae. The record is from the annotation of a GenBank genome assembly.
AUGGAACUCCGGCGGUGGAGGCUGGAGGCGCUAUAUAAGCCGCUCAGUGCGCAGCGAGAGAUCCAUCCACAGCCAAGCGCGCAUCCACCACCAAACAACUGCUCCAGCCAAAAACCAAAACAAACAAAAAACAUACACGGGACUUUCUGCAACCCUCCACCCAUCUACAAGCUCACCAUGAACGGACACUGCAACGGCAACGACCUGGUGGAAGCCCAUCUGAACAAGGAUCUCAGCGACCUCAUCAUCGACACCAAGAAGUCCGCCGUGCUGGUGCGCAGGGACCACGAGACGUCACGCAAAGACGCCGAGGACAAGUCGCGUCUUCCGGCCAUCGAGGCGGCGUAUACGUGCAUCCUCCGGGAGCUGGGCGAGGACGCAGACCGGGAGGGACUGCUGAGGACCCCGCUGAGAGCUGCCAAAGCCAUGCAGUUUCUGACCAAGGGGUACCAUGAGACAAUCUACGACAUCUUAAACGACGCUAUUUUUGACGAGGACCACAACGAGAUGGUGAUCGUGAAGGACAUCGACAUGUUUUCCCUCUGCGAGCAUCACCUGGUGCCUUUCUUCGGCAGGGUUCACAUCGGAUACAUCCCCAACAAAAAAGUGGUGGGACUCAGCAAACUGGCCAGGAUUGUGGAGAUCUACAGCCGCAGACUUCAAGUUCAAGAGCGUCUGACCAAGCAGAUCGCCAUGGGCAUUUCGGAGGCACUGCAGCCGUUAGGAGUGGCUGUCGUCAUCGAAGCUGCACACAUGUGUAUGGUGAUGCGCGGGGUGCAGAAGAUCAACAGCCGCACAGUGACCAGCACCAUGUUGGGGGUCUAUCUGGAGGAUCCCAAAACGAGGGAGGAGUUCCUGACCCUGACGGCCAAACGAGCCUAA